Molecule: messenger RNA, 1922 nt
Organism: Poecilia reticulata (guppy)
Lineage: Eukaryota; Metazoa; Chordata; Actinopteri; Cyprinodontiformes; Poeciliidae
Product: cyclic AMP-responsive element-binding protein 1-like
Biological process (GO): regulation of transcription by RNA polymerase II
Cellular component (GO): ATF4-CREB1 transcription factor complex; nucleus
Molecular function (GO): DNA-binding transcription factor activity, RNA polymerase II-specific; protein binding; cAMP response element binding
Source: RefSeq, a predicted model, not a curated record
AAACGUUAAAAAUUAACUAGCUCACUUUAAGUAAAAGCUACAUUCUCGGUUAUCUUCGUGGGGCCUCCAGUCGGCAUUUUCCGUAACUUUUCGGUUUCACCCGCCGACCCUCGGAUCCUCUCGCCAGAGUUGAUCCUUCGCUGUCGUCGUCUGCCUCGUCCUCCUCUCCGUGUUGUUGUUCUCGGUGACGCGACGGAGGUGUAGCCUGACGCGGUCUCUUACGUGUCGGUCUGAAUAAAAGUGGAGCUCCGUAGACCCGGGAGUGACGAAGCGAGUCUGUGUUGGGCCAACAAAGAGAUCAUGGCGGCGGCUGUUGCAGCGGCGGAGGCUCACAAAAUGAGUCAGUCUCUGCAGGCUGAGACAUAGAUGAAGAUGGAAGCCAGUUCAGAGGUGCAGCAGAGCGGCGAAGCAGCAGUCUCUGAGUCCGAGGCGCAACAGAUCACCCUCGCCCAGGCGUCCAUUACAGCAGGCCAGCUGACCUCCAGCAGCCCAGGGGUCACCAUCGUGCAGCUCCCCAACGGUCAGACGGUGCAGGUACACGGCGUGAUCCAGGCGGCUCAGCCCUCCGUCAUCCAGUCGCCUCAAGUCCAGGCCGUUCAGAUCUCCACUGUGGAGAGCGAGGACUCCCAGGAGUCUGUGGACAGCGUCACGGAUUCUCAGAAAAGGAGAGAGAUUCUGUCCAGACGGCCGUCCUACAGGAAGAUUCUCAACGACCUGUCGUCUGACGCUCCCGCCGUGCCUCGCAUCGAGGAGGAGAAAUCUGAAGACGACUCCGGUCCAGCCAUCACCACGGUUACCAUGCCCACCCCCAUCUAUCAGACCAGCAGUGGGCAGUACAUUGCCAUCACGCAGGGAGGGGCCAUCCAGCUGGCCAGCAACGGCACAGACGGGGUCCAGGGCCUGCAAACCCUCACCAUGGCCAACGCCGCCGCCUCGCAGCCUGGCACCACCAUCCUGCAGUACGCCCAGACUAGCGAUGGCCAGCAGAUCCUCGUCCCCAGCAACCAGGUCGUCGUUCAAGCUGCUUCUGGUGACGUCCAGGCCUAUCAGAUCCGGACAGCUCCAACCAGCACCAUCACGCCGGGCGUCGUCAUGGCAGCGUCUCCUGCGUUGGGAACAGGAGGUGGUACAGAGGAAGUCACACGGAAAAGGGAGGUCCGGUUAAUGAAAAACAGGGAGGCAGCCCGGGAGUGUCGCAGGAAGAAGAAGGAGUAUGUGAAGUGUUUGGAGAACCGCGUGGCUGUACUGGAGAACCAGAACAAAACCCUCAUCGAGGAGCUCAAAGCCCUCAAAGACUUGUACUGCCACAAAUCAGAGUAGAGCGCCCCCCAUGUACAGAGACUCCGCWCAGAGCCGCACCCAGAAGCCACUCCUCCUUUUCUACGUUUCCUGCUUUCUUACAAAAAAAAAAAAAAAACUGCUGAUAAAUCUGACAGUGGGAAUUACUGAGACAUAAAACACACCUGUCCCUCUUUACGCAUUGCUUUUCCUUCACAAGAGGACAGGGAACGUUUCAGAGCUCAUGGAAAGCAUUCCAGUCACUGGGGCCCAAUCAAGCUGGGCUGAAUCACCAGCAAGGAGAAAGUGACAUCAGCCACCUCCCAAAAUGCCGGUCACUCGGAUAACUCAGAGGUUACGUUUGUAUUCCUAACUUGCAUUAAUCUGUUACCUAAUCACGCUAUGAACUGUAGGUGGGUCGUUUUGUCUCUGACUUGUAUUUGUUUAUUCUCAGUUUAUUUGCUUCUGUGACGCCAUGUUUUAAUUUUUUUUUUUUCUACAUAUGCCUUUUUAGGACAAACAGCUAAAUAUGAACUGUAAAAUGCAGCUUUAAAAUUACAGUAUUGAAAUUGGGAAACAUUUGAGACACCAUUUGUCUUUUUUCUAGAACAUAAAAAUAUUAAAGCUAAAUCAUUUUGAUGAUA